Talaromyces rugulosus is the source of this 1137-nucleotide messenger RNA. RefSeq lists its product as uncharacterized. The record is from RefSeq and is a predicted model, not a curated record. Bases 1 to 1137 code for a protein of 378 amino acids. The transcript is spliced from 2 exons. Lineage: Eukaryota; Fungi; Ascomycota; Eurotiomycetes; Eurotiales; Trichocomaceae.
AUGGCGCAGGCGAUCCUUUCGUUGUUCUCCUGGGGAACCAUUAAAUCCCUCCUAAUCUUCUUCGGACCAGUCCUCCUCCCACGAGUGAUCAACUCCUAUCGCGCAUUUCGCGUCCAGCUCGCCCAUCGUCCGCCUCCGCGUGAUAUUCCAUCGCAGGCCAGCCGCGCUCUGAACGUCUUAUUCGUGGCUAUCCUGGUCUUUUUCAUACUCAGCGUGCCCAUCAACCCGCACGCGCCGGCGCCCAACAUCUUCUGGCAGACGGGGUCGCGCAUCACCACGCCGACCGAUGUCAUCUUUGCGCGGCUGGCCCGCUUCCGGCCUGAACAAACAUUGAACGACUACGACAAACUGCUACGGUCCAGCCUGACAUCGACGGCGGCUCGCAAGAUCUAUCUGCGCUACGGACCUGAUGCGCUCCUCUCAUGCCAGUUUUGUGGCGGACCAGACGAGUCGGCGGUUGCAUACUUGCUUUAUUAUCUGCCCCUGAACAGCGUGGUGCCGCAUCUGCUGCACCUGCUCGUCCUAGGACUAGUCACUGCGGCGCCGUUUGCAGGCUCGGACGCGGCAAAAUGGCGUAACUGGUUUACUGUAGCAGGCCUGAUUCUUGCCGGGCUGGAUUUCUACGUGAUGGGAGCUUAUGAUCCGCUUGCUGCUGCAUCUGCGGCUGUUCGUGCGGGACAGCAACCGCCGGCCAGUCUGUUCCAUGCGAUGAGCUUCCUGCGACCACUGGGAUUUGCGCUUUUUGAUAGUGUUUGUGCUGGGCUGGUCUAUGUCUCGGCCACGCAUCGGUUCUUCUUCAGCCCGCCGUCGCAGGCAGAUCAGAUCAACCAGCUGGUGGCGGGCGCGACGGCGGCGCUGACCACAGUCAACCAGAAGCUGCACGGGGUCAGCGUGGCGCGCAACGCGGUGGUACGCGACAAGACGCUCAAGGCGCGCGACGACUGGUACUGGCGCACGGCGGUGGCGAUGGAGAGCUCGAGCGAGACAGAAGGCGGCAGUGUCUGGGAAGACGAGGAGGUGGUGCGCGCCAUGUCGCGGGCGAUGAACGGGCAGGGCGUGGAUAUGGCACAGCUCGGGGCCAGCGCUGGCGAGUAUGUCGACCGCAUCACGGGGGGGUUAGAGCGGGAUGUACAGUAA